This is a messenger RNA of Malassezia japonica, 2304 nucleotides long. RefSeq lists its product as uncharacterized. Gene Ontology annotation, biological process: transmembrane transport; monoatomic cation transport. Gene Ontology annotation, cellular component: membrane. The record is from RefSeq and is a predicted model, not a curated record. NCBI's taxonomy places the organism in Eukaryota, Fungi, Basidiomycota, Malasseziomycetes, Malasseziales, Malasseziaceae. Gene Ontology annotation, molecular function: monoatomic cation transmembrane transporter activity. The coding region runs from base 1 to 2304 and encodes 767 amino acids. The transcript has 2 exons.
AUGGACGGAGGAUACGAGCGGAGGCACCAGGACCACAACGUGUCGGGGAAUGGUGGUCCGCUGUCUGUGAUUUCUGAAGGAAUGGCGGAAAACACUCCUGCACAUACGAGCCUCACACCGGCGGAGCGCCGAGAGCAUUCACGCAAGACAUCCAAUAUCCAUACGCGCAACUUGUCCGCCUUCUUUCCGCGCCCCGGCACGGAUGCAGAGCGUGAGUACCACGCCGAGGCAGCGAGUACCCAGCCCCCGUCUCCUGCAGGCGUUACGAUGGCGGGCGCCUCGGGCGAAGAAUCAUCGUCGUCCAAACAACGGCGCAACGCGCGCCAUGUCCGGCGCGCGAGCUACCUGAUGACGGACAAGACGGGGAACGUGGACGUUUCAAGACGCAUGCCGUCCCAGCUUCCAGCAUUGUCCCCUUCUCCCACUCAGCUAUACUCUCCUGAUAUGGACAAGAGCCGCAAAGUGUCGGAUGCGCGCGCGUUAUCGGGCGCCUUUCCGAGCAUUUCGCGCUCCGUGUCGGACGCAUGGGGGGAUUCUUCCAUGCAAAGCAAUGGAGGCAACUAUGCGCCUGAGGUCGUGGGGGGCGCAAGUGGCCAGCAAGCGCUGCCCAUGACCGUUGCACUCGGGCCGCUUGCCCUGUUUUGCAGUGCCUAUGUCGUGAUUGGUGCCGCACUAUGGGUCCUUGGUCUCGUCCGUGACUCACUCGCACUGGUGGGCUUGGGUUUCCUGCUAGUCUUUGACGCGCUGGGACUUCUUUCAACAGCCUGGAUGCAAGUGCUGGACACUGCACGCCGGAGUCAAGUGGACGCUGCGCGCCAAUCCACGCUGGCUGCUUCUGCACCCGCGUCUACCACAAGCAUCAAACGUCCGUUUGGGCUGCGCCGCCUCGAGACACUCCUCGACUUUUCGCUGGUGGUCUACUUGCUCUUUGCGGGUAUCUAUAUGUGCAAAGAGAAUGUGGAACAUGCCUUGCUGGCAGCAAGUGUACCGCACGAAGAAGACCGCGAGGGUAUCGUGCUGCCCACGCUUCUUCUGAUUCUCGCCAUCCUCAUUGCACUCUUUACCACGGUCGCACUCCGCAACCACGCACGGCUUGCCGCUGCCUGUGGCAUGAGCAUCGAGAGCAACGUGGGCCUCGACGGGAUGCAAGGACGCAAACUCCGUCAUUCGCGGCAUACUUCAGUGCUCCCUGUACCUGCUCUGGCCUCGGGACCUCUGUAUGACGCAUUGACGAACCCAUUCUCUGCAAUGGUGCUCUUUUUCCCUUGCGCCUUGCUCCUGGCGUCUAUUUCUGUCCCUCCGACCCAGGUUGCAUCGCUGGAUAAGGUGCUGGCUGGUCUGGAGGGCGCCAGUAUGAUGUACGUCGCAUCGUGUGCCUUGUCGCCCCUGUGCAAGGUGCUGCUGCAAGCCGCGCCAUCCUCCAAGCUCCCCCAGAUCACGCAGCUCCAUCGGAGCCUCAACAUUGUGGAGAACCACCCUACUGUGGCUCGGAUCGCGUCGGUCAAGGUCUGGCAGCUGACGCUUCCGUCGCUAUCGUAUACUAAGGCGGGUGCUGGCACCGAGGGACGCCCGGGAUUGGCGGGUAUCAUGUCGAUGAAGCAAGGCGCCAAGACCGCGUCGCUCAUUGUCACUGUACACGUUGAACUGCGUCGCGAAGCCUCGGAUGCCGAAUGCCAGGAAUUGACGCGUUUCGCAUGGCAGCAAUGUGCGCCAUUGAUUGGUGCAGGACCCCAUGUUGAGCCUGGCGAGCCGCUGCGUGGCAGCCUGGUCGCGGGGGAACUCACUGUCCAAGUCACCCGCGAAGGCGAGCAUGUGGAUGCGCACGCCGGGCAUGCGCAUGGCCAUCAUCAUGGACAUGACCACCAUGCCCACGACCAUGCCCACGACCAUGCCCACAGCCAUGGCCACAGCCACGGCCACAGCCAUGCCCACGACCAUGUCCACGACCAUGUCCACGACCACGCCCAUAUGCACGGACACGAUCACGGGCAUAGUGAUCAUGCGCACACCCAUGACCACGCGCAUGGCUCGCAUGGCCACGGCCACACCCAUGACCACCAUGGCCAUACGCACGACUACGACCACCACGACCACAGUCACGGGCACGAGCCGGUACACGAUCACUCCCACUCCCACUCUCAUAUCCAAACGGCCGACUCCCCCGCGGAUCUGUCCUACGACUACUCCCACGACUCGGUGGUAGUCCGUUCGCCCUCGCGUGCUCCCUCAGCGAGCCCCGCGCGGCUGUCACCGUCGUACGCGACCCCACUGCCGUCCGUGCAGAUCGAUACCCCCCCUUCCUAA